This is a messenger RNA of Paramuricea clavata, 273 nucleotides long. NCBI's taxonomy places the organism in Eukaryota, Metazoa, Cnidaria, Anthozoa, Malacalcyonacea, Plexauridae. The record is from the annotation of a GenBank genome assembly.
AUGGCCAAUGAGCAAACACAAGAGAGCGAAUGUGCUUUCAGCAACGAUAAAUUAAAAGAGCAGGGUCAUCCACAUGAGAAGUCAGCAAAUAAAGAGAACGCUUCUGGCAAUGACCAACAGUGUACUAGCUCUGACAUCGUAGUUGAUAUGAUUGCAGCGGGAUCUAACUCAAAGGACAGUAUUGCUAUCUGGUUUAAAACAAGUUUUGGUUUGAUUGGAGCCCAUGGAAGUAUCAGGAAAGAAUUGUUUAUUAGCGCAGUCAAGCAAAUCGGG